AUGCGCCCCGAGUCUCGUCCCCGCACCCUGCUCCUCUUCGCCCUCGGCGUCCUCGCCGCUGCCAUCUUGUUUCGUCUCGACAUCCUUCGUUUUCUCGGUCUCGGACGCAAGUCCUUCUCGACGUCUUCCUCUGCCGCCGCCGCCGCAGCUUCCACCACGACCGCCGCCGCUUCCAAGUUCUCCGAGAUGGCUGCUUCCGCUCAGCAAGACGAGGCCAAGGGCCAGGUCUAUUUCCUCUCCCACGGCGGCCCGCCCACGAUGUUCGACACCAACUCGGCUCCUUACAAGGCUUGGAUCAAGUACGGCAAGGCCGUAGCUGACGCCAAGCCCAAGGGUCUCAUUGUCGUCUCGGCACACUGGGAGAACCCCUCCAACUCGGACAGCGUUGUUGUCAACGAGGACCAGACCAACCCGCUCGUGUACGACUUUUACGGCUUCCCGUCCGAGUACUACCAGCAGACCUUUGUGUCCCGGGGCAACAACCAGAUGCUCUCGGACGUCAAGGACGCACUCAAGGGCUCAGACGUCCGCUUCUCGACCGCCAAGCGCGGCCUCGACCACGGCGUCUGGGUCCCCUUCAAGGUCGCGUUUGCAGGCCGUACCGACAUUCCCAUUAUCCAGGUGUCGCUCCCCGGAGACUCGAACCCCAUCUCGGCUGCCAAGCUCGGUCGCGCCCUUGCCCCGCUCCGUGAGCAAGGCUACGGCAUCAUGGGUACCGGCCAGGCGGUGCACAACCUCCGCGACUUCAUGAUGGGCCGCCAAGCGAGCUACGGCGACGUCUUCCUGAAGGCUGCCAGCGCCGCUGUCGCCGACCCCGACCCGGCCAACGCCACCAUCAACCUCUUCCGCCACCCCCAGUACCGCAACGCCCACCCGAGCCCCGAGCACCUCCUUCCGCUCGUGGUCGCUGCCGCUGCCGUCGAGAAGGACGACAAGCUGCGUACCCUCUUUGUCGACCCCAACGGCGCCCUCGGAUGGGGCAUGUGGAUGUGGAACCAGAAGCCCCAGGUCGAAGCGAGCGCAGAGACCGCCCCGGCAACUGAAGCGACCGCCUAG
Molecule: messenger RNA, 1056 nt
Organism: Apiotrichum porosum
Lineage: Eukaryota; Fungi; Basidiomycota; Tremellomycetes; Trichosporonales; Trichosporonaceae
Exons: 4
Coding region: 1-1056 (351 amino acids)
Molecular function (GO): zinc ion binding; oxidoreductase activity, acting on single donors with incorporation of molecular oxygen; ferrous iron binding
Source: RefSeq, a predicted model, not a curated record